Messenger RNA from Coffea eugenioides, 1221 nucleotides. RefSeq names its product quinone oxidoreductase PIG3. The record is from RefSeq and is a predicted model, not a curated record. Gene Ontology annotation, molecular function: oxidoreductase activity. The transcript has 6 exons. NCBI's taxonomy places the organism in Eukaryota, Viridiplantae, Streptophyta, Magnoliopsida, Gentianales, Rubiaceae. Bases 93 to 1073 code for a protein of 326 amino acids.
GUCAAGAGACAGCAAAAACCUUCUUGUCAAAACAAACACCGCUUCUGGACUCGCACACUGAGAAGAACACGUAAGAAAACAAUUCAGGAACGAUGAAGGCUGUGGUGAUCACAAGCCCCGGUGGCCCAGAAGUGUUGCAAUUGAAAGAAGUAGAAGACCCACAAAUCAAAGAUGACGAGGUCUUGAUUAAAGUUGCAGCUGCUGCUCUCAACAGAGCAGACACCCUUCAACGCCAGGGCAAAUACCCUCCCCCUCAGGGAGAUAGUGAGUACCCUGGUCUUGAAUGCUCUGGUACCAUUGAAGCUGUUGGCAAGGAUGUUACUAGGUGGAAAAUUGGUGAUCAGGUAUGUGCUCUUGUUAGUGGAGGGGGAUACGCAGAGAAAGUAGCUGUGCCUGCAGGACAAGUUCUUCCUGUUCCAUCUGGUGUUUCUUUGCAAGAUGCAGCUAGUUUUCCUGAGGUAGCUUGCACUGUUUGGUCAACCAUCUUCAUGAUGAGCCGACUUUCUGCGGGGGAGACUCUUCUGGUGCAUGGAGGUUCUAGUGGAAUUGGUACAUUUGCCAUCCAAAUUGCCAAAUAUUAUGGAGUGACCAAAGUAUUUGUCACAGCAGGAAGUGAUGAAAAACUAGCUGCUUGCAAGGAUCUCGGGGCAGAUGUUUGUAUCAAUUACAAGACUCAGGAUUUUGUAGCCCGUGUGAAGGAAGAAACAGGAGGAAAAGGUGUUGAUGUUAUACUAGACAACCUUGGUGGGUCGUACUUCCAGCGGAAUUUGGACAGCCUGAAUCUUGGUGGGAGGCUUUUUAUUAUUGGCUUUAUGGGUGGGACGGUAACUGAAGUGAAUCUUUCAGGUAUGCUUGCGAGACGUCUCACAGUGCAAGCUGCUGGAUUGCGCAAUAGAAGCAAGGAAAACAAAGCUUUAAUCAUCAGUGAAGUGGAGAAGAAUGUUUGGCCAGCAAUCGCUGCAGGCAAGGUGAAACCAGUAGUUUACAAGUAUUUACCAUUAGGUCAAGCUUCAGAAGGUCACAAGCUAAUGGAAAGCAGCAAGCACAUUGGGAAGAUACUCCUUGUUGUAUAAUUUGUGCUUCUUUACAUGCGGAUUAUCUCGUAUAUUAGCAGUGCAUAAUGGAAAAAUGCUGUGUGUGUGCAUGACAAACCGUUUGUUAUAGAUGGUAAACUUUUUACUUCUGAAUGACUAUACCCACGGAACAGCAUGGGUUCAACAU